Molecule: messenger RNA, 615 nt
Organism: Closterium sp. Yama58-4
Lineage: Eukaryota; Viridiplantae; Streptophyta; Zygnematophyceae; Desmidiales; Closteriaceae
Source: the annotation of a GenBank genome assembly
AUGAUUGGGGAGGAGCCUAGACCGAGUGACCCCGCCCUGCAGGAAGAUUGGGACGAGCGCGCCUCGGCUGGCUACUAUUUGAUGUCGCAGAGGUGGGAGCUGAACCAACGUCACCACGCUUUGCACCUACUACGUAAGGUUGAUUGCGGUCCGAAGGCGUGGUCCGUCUUGAAGGAGCUGCACGCCCCUACCUCCGUCGCCGCAACGCUCAUGAUGGAGAGGGAGCUGUCCGCGUUGCGCUUGAGCGAGGGAGAGCCCGUACAACCUGUUCUGGACAAGAUGCGUGAUCACUACGGGAAGCUGGCGAUCGCAGAAAUCACCUAUCCAGAGCAGACCAAGUGCCUGAAGAUGCUGUCGCUGCUGCCGGAAUCGUGGCUUCAAUUCAUGAGCGGAUUGAGCCUGCCGCAGAACCAAAGCUUGUGGACGCUUGAGUGGGUGCGGACGAAGAUUCUGGAGGAGGACUUCCGUCGCCGCCAACUGAGGGGUGGAGAUGACGGCAGCAGCGGCUACGGGAUGCAAGGGAGCCGACGUGGCAGAGGACGUGGCUUUGGUGGUGCUGGACGCGGUGCAAAGAAGGACGACGACUCCAACGACCAACAAGGAGGUAUCGGUUAG